This is a messenger RNA of Penicillium argentinense, 357 nucleotides long. RefSeq lists its product as uncharacterized. The record is from RefSeq and is a predicted model, not a curated record. The transcript has a single exon. Bases 1 to 357 code for a protein of 118 amino acids. NCBI's taxonomy places the organism in Eukaryota, Fungi, Ascomycota, Eurotiomycetes, Eurotiales, Aspergillaceae.
AUGGAUUCCGCAGUUGCAUUCCUGCGCGAGACUGCUCGUUCCCCGCGGCGGUCGCAAUUCGGCAGGGAUGGCGGGAAGAGCGCUGGAUUCCGAGACGCCCGCACAGCCUGCACAGCCCGCCUGCCCAACUGGGCCUUUAGUAGUACCACGACUAGUACCCCAGGGUAUAUCGAGGACUCGUGCAAAAGGCGGAGGGCGGAACAGGGAUUCCGCGCCUCCACUUGGGGCGCGGACGGUCGCGAGACGUGCCGCAAUGUGGAGCUGCGCCGGCCAGCCAAAUCGUCGCAGAUGCUAAUCGCGGGGCGAGCACAACCGCCGAUAGCCUGCGUGCAUACCCACGUCCCUGGGGUACCCUAG